UAUUUUACUACAUCAGGUUUACGGAUAGCAGUAUUUACCAUCAAGGUUAGGGUUCUGAUUAAGAAUACACUUCAGAGUGUAUGUACACACACACACAUAUUGGGACAACCCUCCAAAUAAUUGGAUUCAGGUGUUCCAGUCACCUCAAUGGCCACAGGCAUGCAGACUGUUUCUACAAAUAUUUGUGAAAGAAUGGGUCGCUCUCAGGAGCACAGUGAAUUCAAGCGUGGUACCGUGAUAGGUUGUCACCUGUGCAAUAAGUCCAUCUGUGAAAUUUCCUUGCUAUUUAAUAUUCCAAAGUCAACUGUUAGUGAUAUUAUAACAAAGUGGAAGCAACUGGGAACAGCAGCAACUCAGCCACGAAAUGGUAGGAAAACGUAAUAUGACAGAGCGGGGUCUACGCAUGCUGAAGCACACAGUGCGAGGAAGUCACCAAAUGUCUGCAGAGUCCAUAGCUAAAGACCUCUAAACUUUGUGUGGCCUUCAGAUUAGCACAACAGUGCAUAGAGAGCUUCAUGGAAUGGGUUUCCAUGGCCGAGCAGCUGCAUCCAAGCCU
Staurois parvus is the source of this 556-nucleotide messenger RNA. The record is from the annotation of a GenBank genome assembly. Lineage: Eukaryota; Metazoa; Chordata; Amphibia; Anura; Ranidae.